GGGCAGAGGAAACAACAGGCAUAAAGGCCUAGAGGAGAGAGAGAACCUAUCAAGUCCAAGGCUUCGGAAAAGAGAAGACAAGAGUGUGGGCUUGGUGGGCAUUGGAUGGGUGGAGCAGACAGAGAGGGUGGGAGCAAAGACCUGACUCCCCUUCAAGACUUUCUACAGCCCCCUAUACCUGGGGAAUCAUCUGAAUCGUUGGCCUGUGUGAUUUGGCCAAAUCCCUUCCCAGCUCUGGGCCUCGGCUUCCCCAUCUGUAAAAAGAUCAGGAUGGGCUCCUAUGUCCUCUCGGACUCCUCUUCCUCUUCAGCGCUGUGCUUCCUCUGAGAAACAGCGGCUCCCUGUGGAGCGGGUUUCGCUCUGGGCCUGUGUUCUGCCAGGGCCCCAGAGAACAGGCCUUUCCUCCUCCCUCUUCUCUCUGAACCUUGGGUCAACUCCAGGCCAUGUCAUUUUUUGUUCAUAGAGGAGCCCCCACCUUCAUUGCUUCCGGCUUUGUGGAAAGCCUUGACCUUGGGCCAAGGGAGAAGAGGCCAGCCCCGACACUGGGUGGGAAAAGAGGGGGUGGAAACCAGCUCCCCAGAGAAAAGUGCAGAAAAGGCCAGCAAAGGCUCCGGACCUUGGGUGCAUUGCUACAGCCUGGUGAAUUCGGGCUGAACCGAACUUAAUCCAAGGGAGUUGAUUCAAAUAGAAAUGAGGAGAGCUGGUUGUUUCUGUAACUGAGGUGCUGGGCUGAGGGGUUUGUGUGGAGAACAUCGCCAUCUAGUGGUCACUUCAGUCCUGAGCCUUGAGCCAGGCCUGGGACGCGCUGCUCAGCGCCAGGGCACCUACCCUGCAUCAGGAUCUCUCAGCCCUUCUUUCUCUCCCCACAGGUGAUGGACAGCUCAAUGCCCCUGAUUGGAGAACAUGUGGAAGAGGAUAGACAGCUGAUGGCUGACCUGGUGGUCUCCAAAAUGAGCCAACUCCUGAUGCCAGGGGCCACAGUGCCCUCUCCCCUGAGACCUUGGGCUCCACAAAUGAAGCCAGCAAAAUCUCCAGGACAAGCUCAGCUGGGACCUCAGCUGGGACAGCCCCAACCCCGCCCACCCACACAAGGAGGCCCUCGCCAAUCUGGAUCUCCACAGCAGCAGAGGUCUCCAGGUUCUCCACAGCUGUCCCGGGCAUCCAGUGGCAGCUCACCAAACCAGGUCUCCAAACCAGGCCUCACCUCUCAGCCCCGGCCCCCCAUUCAGGGCCGCAGCAGCUCCCAACAGGGCGAAGAGUUCAAGAAAUCAGCACCACCCCACCCCCAACUCAACAAAUCCCAGUCCCUGACUAACAGCCUCAGCACAACCGACACAUCCCAGCGUGGGACCCCAAGCGAAGACGAGGCCAAGGCUGAAACCAUCCGCAACCUGAGGAAGUCCUUCGCCAGCCUGUUCUCUGACUAACCUUGUCCCGACUGGGAGGGGAAGGUGUGCAUUGUUACACUCUCCCCUCUCCUGCCUCACCUUCCU
Molecule: messenger RNA, 1493 nt
Organism: Loxodonta africana (African savanna elephant)
Lineage: Eukaryota; Metazoa; Chordata; Mammalia; Proboscidea; Elephantidae
Product: synapsin-3-like
Exons: 5
Coding region: 873-1427 (184 amino acids)
Biological process (GO): neurotransmitter secretion
Cellular component (GO): synaptic vesicle membrane
Source: RefSeq, a predicted model, not a curated record